Sesamum indicum (sesame) is the source of this 697-nucleotide messenger RNA. RefSeq lists its product as uncharacterized. NCBI's taxonomy places the organism in Eukaryota, Viridiplantae, Streptophyta, Magnoliopsida, Lamiales, Pedaliaceae. Gene Ontology annotation, cellular component: chloroplast. The record is from RefSeq and is a predicted model, not a curated record.
CUACUCCAUCGAAUACUGUGGACUACCCCCCACCCGGGUGUUGUACUCUCCGCCCCUCCCAAGAACCAAAAACCAACCUAUUAAUUCUCCAGAACGCUCACAAACACAACACGCAGUGAAAAUGGAAGAACCCAAAAACUCAGCGUAUCAAAAAGAGGAAGAAAAGAAUCCCAUUAUAGUUUUCUUUUUAAACUUGCUUGGUGCAAUUAAGCUGCCUUUCCCACUGAAGAAUAAUGGUGCUAAGGUUGAGCCAGCCGGCGGCGCUGCUGCUGGAGGCGAAGGGGCAAUCAAGGUUGAACCAGCCGUGGUGGAAGAUGAAAGUAAUAAGCCUGCUGUUGUGGCGUUUCCGAGGCAGAGCUUUCCUCCGUUGAAGCUGGAAGCCGAGGCUGAGGAAGGUGAACGGAGUACCAAUCCUGUACUCCUAUGGCAGGUUUAUGCUAUCGGAGGAUUUUUCAUUUUGAGGUGGGCAUGGACAAGGUGGAAUGAGCGGAAAGGACAGAAGAAGUCUGACGAUGAGCCUCCACCAGCUCAUGAUUAGCCUUAUUCCAUUAGGGCGAAAGUUUCCGUCGCUUGUAAUCAUCUACUCUUCUUAAAAAAGUGUAGUUCUUUGACCUUACACUGAAAAUGUUAAUCUUUCAGUCAACUGCUCAGCUCAAGGUUCAUUUAAUCUUCCACAUUUUCUCAAUUAUCAGCAUCA